AUGGUGGAGUUGAAAAGUGAAGAUAAAAUUAAAUAUACCAUCAAUGGUCCAUUUUUCGUCAUCAAAUUGGAUAAUCCAAAAAAUUUGAAUGCAAUGACAAGAGAAGAUUAUUUAUAUCUUGGUCAAUUAUUGGAAAAAUCUGAGAAUAAUCCAGAUGUUUAUUUCACUGUGCUCACUUCGACUGGUAGAUUCUUUUCAAGUGGUGCAGAUUUUGCAAAUAUAACAGCUAAAAAUGAGAACAGUAAUGAUCCUGAAUUGACGAAAUGGUUGAGCAAUUUUGUUGCUACUAAUUUGUAUGUCACUGAUAUGUUUGCUAGACAUUCAAAGGUCCUAAUUUGUUGUUUAAACGGGCCUUCUAUCGGUAUGUCAGCUGCAAUUGUAGCAUUAUGUGAUAUCGUCUAUUCAAAAAAUGAUCUAGUCUAUCUUUUGUUCCCAUUUGCUUCCUUAGGUUUGAUCACUGAAGGUGCCACUUCAGUCACAUUACCAAGAAAAAUCAAUGAUAAUGUAGCUUACGAAAAAUUAAUCUUUAGUCAACCCUUUAAAUAUGACGUUUUAAAGGGUAAUAUUAUUGUAAAGAACUACAAGAUAGAAGAUACUGACGAGUUUAAUUCAGCUGUCUUAAAAGACCUAAGUGAAAAAAUUAAAUACUUACAUUUACCAAGUUGCUUGGGAAUGAAGAAUUUGAUCCACUCUUCUCUCAGAGAUGAAAUAAUAAGAGUCAACUCAAUUGAAGUUAAUGACGCUUUAAAGUUUUGGUUACAAGGUGAACCUCAAAGAAGAUUCAAACAAUUGUUACUGAAGGAAAGAUCUCAUAAGCUAUAA
This is a messenger RNA of Vanderwaltozyma polyspora DSM 70294, 822 nucleotides long. Its product is annotated as enoyl-CoA hydratase/isomerase family protein. Gene Ontology annotation, cellular component: peroxisomal matrix. Bases 1 to 822 code for a protein of 273 amino acids. The record is from RefSeq and is a predicted model, not a curated record. Gene Ontology annotation, biological process: fatty acid beta-oxidation. Lineage: Eukaryota; Fungi; Ascomycota; Saccharomycetes; Saccharomycetales; Saccharomycetaceae. The transcript has a single exon.